Morchella importuna is the source of this 1152-nucleotide messenger RNA. RefSeq lists its product as uncharacterized. Gene Ontology annotation, cellular component: membrane. Gene Ontology annotation, molecular function: GTP binding. The coding region runs from base 1 to 1152 and encodes 383 amino acids. The record is from RefSeq and is a predicted model, not a curated record. NCBI's taxonomy places the organism in Eukaryota, Fungi, Ascomycota, Pezizomycetes, Pezizales, Morchellaceae. The transcript has 2 exons.
AUGGGUGGCGGUGGCUCUAAACAUGAAGACGAGGCGAGACGUCAAAGAGAGGAGAACGCAAAGCUACAGGCCGAGAUUCAGAAACUAAAGGAAAAACAGCAGAGGUUGAAUGACGAGAAGCGUGACCUUGAAUUGAAGAGCACGAAAGCAGAAAAGGCAGAAAAGGAAGCGGAACUACGAAGAAUAAACGAAGAGCUGGAGCAGACCAAGAAGAACCAGCAGAUGAUGGAGGAUCUUCGCAAGUCCCAGGAGGAGAAGAGAAGGCUGGAAGAAAAAAUUAAGCUGGACAACUUCGCGAGGAAGAUCGAAGAGGCCGCGAGAUCACGAGUUGAGCAAGAAGUGUGGUUGCGACAGGAGGCCGAGAAGAACCUUGAGGAAGGAAUCCCACCAAUUAAAUACCCUACCGGCGACCAAAUCGCGGAAAAGAGAGCAAGUCUUGGAUACCAGGAAGGCUUUCUACACAUUGCUAUCACUGGUUGCUCUGGAUCGGGCAAGUCAUCGUUGAUAAACGCUGUCCGCGGCUUUAAAAACCCCAAAACUGGUUUGGCUGCUUUUACUAGUCUUUCUAAUUUUAAAGACGCAAUCAUCAACACCCUCUCUCCAAAUCUUGCCCAAACUGGAACCAGUGAAACAACCACGAAGAUCCAACGAUACGCCGACCCGCAUCACGCACGAAGAAACCUGGCUUGGUAUGACGUCCCUGGGGCUGGUACAAUCCGUGUGCGAGAUUGGCAGUAUUUCAACGAUCAAGGCUUGUAUAUCUUCGAUAUCAUCAUGAUUGCUGUCGGCGACCGUAUUACCAAGACGGACAUAGACCUUCUAUUCCAUUGCAAGCGAUUCGGCAUUCCCACCUUCUUUGUACGAUCCAAAGCAGAUCAACACAUAAGGAAUGACAUGGCGGAGGACGAUGAGGCCGAUGAGAAUGAAGUUCGUACUGGAUAUAUCGAACUCACCCGCGCCGUGUUCAACAGCAUUUUAACCGACGUCGGGCUACCACCACAAAAGAUUUAUAUUGUUAGUAGAGAUAUUCUUCGAUUGCUCAACGACGGCAAAGGAUCUAAACCAAAAGUCAUUAUCGAUGAAGAGGAGCUCAUUAGAGAUAUUACCGAUACACUUCACAAGUGGUCAGCCCCGGCCCCCGCCGACGCAUAG